Didymosphaeria variabile is the source of this 954-nucleotide messenger RNA. RefSeq names its product Mitochondrial DNA replication protein yhm2 (gene YHM2). Gene Ontology annotation, molecular function: tricarboxylate secondary active transmembrane transporter activity. Gene Ontology annotation, biological process: mitochondrial citrate transmembrane transport; alpha-ketoglutarate transport. The transcript has 6 exons. Gene Ontology annotation, cellular component: mitochondrion. Lineage: Eukaryota; Fungi; Ascomycota; Dothideomycetes; Pleosporales; Didymosphaeriaceae. The record is from RefSeq and is a predicted model, not a curated record. Bases 1 to 954 code for a protein of 317 amino acids.
AUGAGCGACGCUGCGACAGUUGCUGGCUUGCCAGGUGCGCCGCCGAAGCUUGAGAAGAAGCCGGUCAAGUUCAGCAAUCUGCUGUUGGGUGCGGGAUUGAACUUGUUUGAAGUCACAACUCUGGGGCAGCCACUCGAGGUGGUGAAGACGACAAUGGCCGCGAACAGAGCCGAUGGCAUGGCAGGAGCUAUUGGCCGUAUCUGGGCGCGUGGUGGUGUUUUUGGGUUUUACCAAGGUCUCAUCCCGUGGGCCUGGAUCGAAGCGUCUACGAAGGGCGCUGUCCUCCUCUUCGUCGCCUCCGAGGCCGAGUUCUACGCCAAGUCGUUCGGCGCCAACAACUUCGUCUCGGGUAUCUCCGGUGGUAUGGUCGGUGGUCUGGCGCAAGCUUACGCGACUAUGGGCUUCUGUACUUGCAUGAAGACGGUCGAGAUCACCAAACACAAGGUCGCAGCCUCUGGUGUAAAACCUCCGGGCACCAUGGAGACGUUCAUGAACAUCUACCGUACGGAGGGUAUUCGUGGCAUUAACAAGGGCGUAAACGCGGUCGCGGUCCGCCAGGUCACCAACUGGGGUUCCCGUUUUGGUCUGUCCCGUAUGGCUGAGACUGGUAUUCGCAGAGUCACCGGCAAGGAGACGGGCGAGAAGCUCAGCGUUAUGGAGAAGAUCACCGCGUCCGCUCUUGGUGGUGGUCUCAGCGCGUGGAACCAGCCUAUCGAGGUCAUUCGUGUUGAGAUGCAGUCGAAGAAGGAGGACCCCAACCGUCCCAAGAACUUGACUGUCGGAAAAGCUGCGAAAUACAUCUACUCGCAGAACGGUCUGAAGGGACUGUACCGUGGUGUUACCCCUCGUAUCGGUCUCGGUAUCUGGCAGACGGUCUGCAUGGUUGCUUUGGGCGACGUUGCCAAGGAAGCUGUCGAGAAGCUCACAGGCGACAAGGUCACGGCUAAGCACUAA